Messenger RNA from Manihot esculenta (cassava), 4310 nucleotides. Its product is annotated as disease resistance protein At4g27190. Gene Ontology annotation, molecular function: protein binding; ADP binding. The record is from RefSeq and is a predicted model, not a curated record. The transcript has 2 exons. NCBI's taxonomy places the organism in Eukaryota, Viridiplantae, Streptophyta, Magnoliopsida, Malpighiales, Euphorbiaceae. Bases 53 to 3853 code for a protein of 1266 amino acids.
CAUUAUACUUGCAGUAUCAGAGAGAAAGUCGAUAAAACAUCUUGCAGGAAGCAUGGCGUUGAUCGAGAUUUUGUCUGGACUUGUUCGACUUCUCUGGCAAAGAGGACAUAUCAAGCACCAGGAACAUGAUAUCGAGCAACUUAAGCUAAAAAGAAAGUUUUUGGACUAUAUGAGGGAUGCUUUAAAAGAAGAGAUAAUGAAAGAACUGGUUCGUGGAAAGAUGCCAAGCAGAGAAUACCACACAUGGCUCCACAGGGGUGAAAGGAUCGAACAUCAAAUCAAUGAUAUGCUGGAUGCUCAACUCAAGGUUUCUGUCAUUGAUACUCUCACUCCAGAACACUCAAAGUAUUUGGUGAGUUCGCUGGAAAAUGAGAUCAUCAAAUGCUUGGAAAGAUCUCCAUUUGAUCAUGGGCCAAUCAGUGAUAAACCACAUAAAAUGAUGAAGAAAUCUACUAAAAGGUUGGAAAGAAAGCUGUAUCGAUCUUUUAAGAAGGGACAGAUUGUUAAGUCACCAGCAGGAGCUGAGAAAAAGGCUACAGGAAAAGUUAAGUUGGCAAAAUCUGGAAGUGGAAUAUCAAAACCUAAGAAGGGACAGAUUCAUCUGGUUCAGAAAGUGGAGGGUGAUAAGGCAACUGCAGAAGCUCAUAUGCAGAAGGAAAAAUAUGAGAAAACUGACAUUCCAGCUUCAUCAUCUAGUCCCAGUAUAGAAGCAACGAAGGCUGAUUUGAUUUCCAGCAUGAAGGGCAACAUGUCAACUGCAGAAGCAGAGCCAAAGGAGGUGAUACAUGAGCCAGCGACCAAUCCAGAUUCACCAUCUAGUACCAUGGCAGCUCCAGAAGUAGAGCCAGAGGUGGAAGAUGACAGAACGAUCGUGCCAACUUCGCCAUCUAUUUCCAAUAUGGAAGCUACACAGGCAGAUUUGAUCCUCGAAGCAAAGGGUAGCAUGGCAGCUGCAGAAUUAGAGCCAAUGGAGGUGGAAGAUGAGAUAAUGAUCGUGCCAACUUCACAAUCUAUUCCCAGUAUUGAAGCCGCAAAGGCAACUUUGUCUUCUAGUGCCAGUAAAGAAGUAACGAAGUCUGAGAUGGUGCCUUCCUCGAUAGAAAAGCUCGAUAAUUUCCCUGCUGCUGGUGAUGGAGAAAUCAGAGUCUGUGAGGAAGAAGAACGCCCAUUGUCUCCAAAAUCAAGAUUAAACACAAAGAAGUCAAUCCAACACAUGGUGCAGAAACUAAAUAGAUUGAUUGCUGAAACAAAUACCAAAAUAAUUGGUUUAUAUGGGCAAGGUGGGAUUGGUAAGACCAGCAUACUCAAGGCUUUUAUAGAUCAUUCAGAAGUCAGAUACAUGUUUGAUGCUAUAAUUUAUGUGACUGUCUCAAGAUGCUGGAGCAUAAAGAAGAUACAAAAUGUAGUUAUGAGCCAGUUAGCAAUUAACCAGGCAGACUAUCAAACAGAUAGUGAAAGGGCUAAGAAAUUGUUUCGAGCUCUAGAAAAGAAGAAGUUCUUGCUUAUUCUCGAUGAUGUUUGGGAGAAUAUUGAUUUACAUGCAGCUGGUAUUCCUACUUCUAGUCUAGGAAAAAGUUGCAGAUUGAUGUUGGCAACAAGAUCACUUGAAGUUUGCCAUGACAUGGCAGCCAAAGAGAUUGAAGUUGGGUGUCUCUCCAAGGAAGAAGCUUGGGAGUUGUUCUGUGAACAAGCGGGUCAAAUUGUUGUUUCUCCAAACAUCCAGCCCUAUGCUCAAGAAAUAGCGAAUGAGUGUGGCAGAUUGCCACUACAUAUUAUAAUUACAGCACGAGCUUUGACCGGAGAAAAUAAUGUUUCAGUGUGGAAACAUGCAUUGAAGGAUUUUCUAUUGGCUAAAACUGGAAAUUCUGACAUUGAUCCUCAAAUCCAACUGCUGAAAUUCAGUUAUGAAAGGUUGAAGAUUCAUGUCCUAAAGAGUGAAACAUUAAUGUCAUGUGACAUACAGAAUUGCUUCCUAUACUGUGCACUAAUUCCAGAAGAUUAUGAAGUCUAUACAUCUACCCUGGUAGAUUACUGGAUUGAGGAGGGUUUGCUUGUUGGGAACGCAGAUGAUGCACGCAAGAAGGGACAUGAUAUAGUUCAAGCUCUAAUAGAUGCAGCACUACUGGAAAGCAUUAAGCAUCGCACUUGCAUAAAAAUGCAUGACAGUAUCAGGGAUCUAGCCUCAGGUAUCUUAUCAGCAAAGGUAGAAAGUUGCAACUUUCUUGGGAGAACUUCUCCUAGACUUUCACAGUUGCCAACCCAGGGAAGUAAUUCAUUAUCAUCACUUGAAAGUGUAGAAAGAUACAAUAUAUGGAGACCUGUAGAUCACCAUGAAUACUUGUUCAGAGCUGGAGGAAGAUUAGCAGAACCUCCACCAGAGAAGGAGUGGGAACCAGCCAAGGUGAUGUUUCUAAUGGAUAAUGAAUUGUCCAGCCUACCUGCUAGACCAAAUUGCCCCAAUCUUUUGACAUUGUUACUCCAAAGAAAUUUCCGCCUGAGAGUUUUACCUGACUCUUUCUUUGAUCUCAUGCCUCUUCUCAAGGUGCUGAACAUGUCUAAAACCAGGAUCACUUCCUUGCCUAAGUCAAUCUCACAGCUUGAUAACUUAAAAGAACUUUACCUGAGAGAUUGUGAGCGUCUAAUGAAGCUACCUUCAGAAGUUGGGAAACUUAAACAUCUUCAGUUGCUUGAUCUGCAUGGCACUGUUCUGUAUGAAUUGACUGAUGCAAUUGGAGGAUUAAAAUCUCUGAGGGACUUGGAAGUUUCUUUUUAUGGACCUGUUGACCAUAGAGAGUAUUCCAAACUGUCAACUGAACUCAUUCCAGAUGGAACCAUAUCAAAGCUCACUUCUUUAACCAAUCUCAGCAUUGUUGUGUUCCCAGGAGAUCAUCGGUGGCACGACACAACACAAUCUGUCAUAAAGGAUGUGUGCGACCUAAAGAAUUUAACUUCCUUAAGAUUCUACUUUCCCAAGGUACAACAACUUCAACUCUUUCUUCAAAGGAGUCAUUCAUGGAAGCAUAAUCUAUUAGAGAAAUUCAACUUCAUUGUUGGUCAUGACAUCAAACGCAUGUUAUCAAGGGUUCCUCAUAAUGUAGAGUUGGAUUACAAUCAACAGGAUAGGUGUCUGAGGCUUGUGAAUUACAAGACAAUACCUGAAGAUGCUAUUAUGGAAGUACUAGCUCGAACAACAACUUUCUAUCUUGAUCAUCACCUCAAGAUCCGCAGUCUAUCGCAGUUGGGAAUUAAGAACAUAAUCAGAUUGGAAUUUUGCAUAGUUAGGGAAUGUCCUGAGAUUGAAUACAUUGUGGAUGGUGAAGAACUUGCAUUGCCAUUUUUAGAACACCUGAGCCUCUAUUAUCUGCAGAAAUUGCAGGGAAUUUGGAAGGAACAAUUGCCCUUGGGAAGUUUUGCUAGUCUAAAAUGUUUGUGCAUUCACACAUGUUGGCAGUUGAAGUUUGUUUUCACAAGCUCUACGAGUAAGCACUUCCGCAAUUUAGAAAAGUUGGUUGUGGAAGACUGCAAAGCCAUCAAGGACAUCAUAUCUGUAGAGAGCGACAUCAAGCUUGAUUAUGUUAUGCUUCCAAAGUUGAAAAUUAUGGAACUCAGAUAUUUGCCUAAUUUGGUCAGCAUUUGGAAAGGGCCUUGGCCAUCUUUGGAGCACAUUAGUUUUUACCAUUGUCCAAAGCUGAAGAAUCUACACAUGGAUUCUGUCACUGAGUUCAGAUCAUCCAUCAAGAAGAUUGAAGCAGAGAAACAAUGGUGGAAUAAAUUAGAAUUGGGAGACAGUUCUUUGCGUGAUGAACUUCAACUCCAGACUUGUUUCUUCACUUUACCAGAAGAAGAUCUGUAGUGAGCUGCAGGAGCACAUACAUUACACAAGCACAUGUACAAAGAAAAGAAACUUGGCUACAGUAUCUGUACAUUUUUUGGAUUUCAUCUAUAGGGUGUAGUGCACUUCAUACCAGUGCAGACAAAGUUUCUUGGCUAUGUUGGUAUGUCAGUUAUGUUACUUGGAUGCUUUUGCUUGUAUAAAAAUAAAUGGAAUUGACUUCAGAUAAGUACAGCAGGAGUCCAGGAUAACAUGUGGCUUGAUUCACCAAAUUCAUGUUAGGUCGCUAAAAUCAGUAUGCUCUAAUUUUUAGAGAUUGUUUAAUGCUCCAGGAACAUGUGCUCUCUAUCACAAUACAUCAGACUCGCUCUCCUUGAUUUGAGGAAUACUUGAAAUUUUAUAUAUGUAAGGAGCACUAAGACCCUGUUCGUUUAGUACUCCUAGAGUAUGUAAUUUAUAAAAUUUCCCUUUAUCAGUA